AUGUAUUCUGACGAGGACUACUUGCCAACGAUAGACGCCAUCUUAAAGGUAUCUGACCUUUCGCAAGUGUCGGUGAAGAGAAUACGACGGGCAUUGGAGGCGUUGUUUGAUGUUGAUCUUACUGAGCAAAAAAAGAGAAUUAACCAUUUGAUAUGGACCCGAUACGAGCAUUUUCUGGACCUAGGCGAGAACGGCAGCCAGGAUACGGAAAGUAAAAUCAAAAAACUUGAGAAGGAGAACAAGGAGAUGGCCGCGCGGUUGAACCAGCUUCUCAAAAAGAAAGACGUCCAGAGGGUGACGAAAAAAGCGCGCAAGUCUAGCACUCCUCAGGAAGCGUCUUCAAGCACUUCCAACCCGCUGACGAGGGGAGUGCUGCCCAGCGAGGCUCUUGCCCAGUUUUUGGGGUCGUCAGAACCUAUAGCUCGCACACAGGUGGUGAAGAAGAUAUGGGAGUACGUGAAGGCGAACGAACUGCAGAAUCCAAACGACAGACGGGAGAUCUUGUGCGACGACAAGUUGCGGCCUGUUUUCGGCGAUAAGGUCAACAUGUUCACGAUGAACAAGGUGCUUGUCAAGCAUUUAUUCAACGGCGAAGACAUUGUGCAGACGGCGGAAUAG
This is a messenger RNA of Ogataea parapolymorpha DL-1, 618 nucleotides long. RefSeq lists its product as uncharacterized. The coding region runs from base 1 to 618 and encodes 205 amino acids. The record is from RefSeq and is a predicted model, not a curated record. Gene Ontology annotation, molecular function: RNA polymerase I cis-regulatory region sequence-specific DNA binding. Gene Ontology annotation, cellular component: RNA polymerase I upstream activating factor complex; nucleus. The transcript has a single exon. Gene Ontology annotation, biological process: transcription initiation at RNA polymerase I promoter; nucleolar large rRNA transcription by RNA polymerase I. Lineage: Eukaryota; Fungi; Ascomycota; Pichiomycetes; Pichiales; Pichiaceae.